UCAGGAAGGAGAAAAACAAAACAAACCCGAGAGAGCUUUAAGAGCGUGUGGACUCCAUUGAAAAGGGAACCAUAUUAUCUCCAGCACGGAAACAUACACGAGGUCCAAGACUUGGAGACGUAGACGGGAUGCCUUAAAAACCCUGAAGUAUAACAAAGAACCAGGAGAGACCACAACAGACCGGACCGGACCAGGCUGAGCCCAGCUACUCAUCUUCUCCCUCCCCCCCUCCCUCCAGCCUUACAGGCUGCACUCCCCAGCACUCGGAUCACCCCCCUCAGCACAAAUUUAUUGAGCUGAUCAGAAAAUUAUACACCACUGGGACUGGACAAGAGAACCAGAGGUUCCCGCCGCUGGAGCGCGAAGCUGUGCCUGGCAAUGCCUCAGCCCAGCGUCAGGGGGAUGGAGCCUCCCUUUGGGGAUGCCUUUCAGAAUUACUCUUUUGCGGACCAGGCCCUGACCAGCACUGAGCUGCUGGCCACCAGCUCUGACCCAGAUUUCAUGUAUGAACUGGACAGAGACAUAACCCACCGGCAGAGUCCCGGCGGGGACAGCAUAGUUGGAAUUGGAGAUGGUGGCAAAGAGAUGGAGGGAGGUGUUGAUCAGCUAAUGGGUCUCGGAGAGUGUGAGACAGUGUGCAGCAGCUCAGCGUUCGAACAGUGGGACACCUACUGGGAAGAUCUCACCAGAUACACGCGGCUGGCCAGCUGUGACAUCUGGGGAACCAAAGAGGUGGACUUCCUUGGAUUAGAUGACUUUUCCAGUCCCUAUCAGGAUGAGGAGGUGAUUGGUCGAACCCCGACGCUGGCUCAGCUCAACAGCGAGGAUUCUCUGCCCGUUAGUGAGGCACUCUACCACCCUGUUGACCUGAGCCUGCCUGCCCCCCCGCCCCAGCCCCUGACACCCCAGCUCCCCUCCCACAGCAAGAGAAUCCUGGUCCCUGGACAAGGGUCAGGCCCCGGCUCUGUAAGGCCUUCCCCCAGCGCCACGUCCUCCUCCCGCCCGUCCCGCAGCCUUCUCCCAGAUUUUCCCGAGGGCUCCCAAAAAGCAACCCGACCCGUCCCGUCCAGCACCGAGACUAUGGCCAAGACCCAGAGCCACCUCAGCCUCACCCAGGACCAGAGUCACCCCCAGAACAAGCCAGCGGGGCGAGGGACCAAGAUCGCUUUCCCCGCCUCUCAAGGCUCGGACUUUGUACGGAAGGCGAAAGUACGCAUCAGUUCCGUACACAGAGCCCUGGCCGACAGGCCCCCCCAGCCGGAUUUAGAGGGGUCCGACUCCUCCUCGUCGCUGUCCCAGCCUCCAGAUGAGAAAGCCUCCACUUCAGCAAGUGCCACUUUGGUGGGACCUCCCGCCGCCGCAGCCAGCAGCUCGGGAAGCCUGGCGGGCUUCGAGAGGAAAGCGGAGGGGGCGGCGAGGAGGGAGACCCCUGCAGCCUGGUCCGCUUCUGUGCCUCAGCUGGUGGAGGGGAGCCAGGCGGCGGAGGGCAGCACGUCCGGGCUGGUGAGCAGCGAUGGCGCGGUCGGGGCCAACUGCGGUGGCAACGGUGGCGUUCUGGUGGUCGAGGACUCGGAGCAGAGCAAGGAGGAAGAGCACAACUACUCACUCUUUCUGACCCGGAGCGGCCUGGUCAACAGAGCCCACUCCCAGCUAGAGGAAGAUGAGGACGAGGACGACGAGGACGAGGUGGAGGAGGGCGAAGGUGACGGGCUGGACUUGGAUGAUGAAGACCACGAUGAGGGUUUCGGCAGUGAGCACGAACUGUCUGAGAAUGAUGACGAGGAGGAGGAAGAAGAGGACGAGGACUAUGAAGCCGACAAAGAUGAUGACAUGAGUGACGCCUUCUCUGAGCCAGGCUGCGACAUGGAGCUGAUGGACGACAUUAAAGGCUUGACAGCUGGCGUCUCCAGCCGAAAGAGAGGCAAGCGCCGCUACUUCUGGGAAUACAGCGAGCAGCUCACCCCCUCCAAACAGGAGCGUAUGCUGAAGCCAUCUGAGUGGGACAGGCACACGUUGCCUAGCAACCUGUACCAGAAGAACGGGCCUCUUCAUGGAAAAUACAUGCUGAAGAAGUCCCGGCGCACCGACGUGGAAGACCUGACGCCCAAUCCACGCAAGCUCCUGCAGAUCGGCACAGAACUCCGCAAGCUCAACAAGGUGAUCAGUGACUUGACCCCAGUCAGCGAGCUGCCUCUGACCGCACGGCCGCGGUCUCGCAAAGAGAAAAACAAGCUAGCAUCAAGGGCGUGCCGUUUAAAAAAGAAGGCCCAGUACGAAGCAAACAAGGUGAAACUCUGGGGACUCAGUACAGAGUAUGAUCGACUGCUGUUUGUGAUCAACGCCAUCAAGGAGGAGAUCAUGAUGCGAGUAGAGGAUUCUUCUCCACGUCCAACCAACAUGACUGACACUCUGGAGCGCCUCAUCCAGGAGACACUUGUGCCAUCCCCUGUUGCCGGGCAGACCUCGGACUUUGUCAACAAGAUAUUGGAGAACACGGGACGCGGCGAUCCCACCGGCGGACUGGUCGGCCUGCGAGUCCCCACCUCCAAAAUCUAGGCAAACGGCGUCCACUGAGAGGAGUGGACUAAACUUUACCACCGCGCUGUCCCAUUGUAACUAUACUCCCCUCUGCAUGCCCUUCCAACUCAGAGUAGAUAUACAUUGUUAGUCACAGAAACACACAUACCACUCCCUGUGCGUAUGUAUGCGUGCUUGUUUUGGCCAUGCACCCGUAUGGCAUACACCCUAGCUUCCCGUACAUCAUUGUCUCCCAACCCAUCGUGACCGCCUGUUGAGUGAGGCACAUGUACAAGCAAGUGAUGGUUAGGUGUACAGCUAACAGCACGUCAUAAAGAGCCACGGCUGGACGCUGGGUGUACUGAGCAUAGCAUUGUGUGGGGUUGGUUCUGUGCGAGGACUGAGACAGACAGACAGUCACACGAGUGUAACCACUGGAAUACCGUCACACCUUUUUUCUGAGGUGGCAACGGAGGCAAAGGAAGAAUUGUUACAAACCAGACAUUGUCAAACGUUGAGGAAGAUCCAAUUUUUUUUUUUAAACCUUUAUUUUUUUAUAAUAUGGAUGAUCACCCGAAAUGACAAAAAAAAAAGGAAUUCCAGGUUGUUAAAUUGACCCGUUCACUAAAGCACUUUGACCAUGGCUUCAGUAGCCCAAACAAAAAAAAGAAAAAAAGCAAACAGGGCGGCAUGAAACGUUUUGUAGUGAAGGUCCAAAUAUGUUCAUGCCAUCCCCUGUUUGCCCAUCAGCUCUGCCGAAAAUUAGAGAUAGUUUUGGCAAUUUCAUCACUUGGAAAUGAAGCGAAAAACAUCCUGCUGGUUUGAAGCUCGUGGCCAGCAGGAGAAAGCUUCGGGGCUAAUUUUGAUGAUCUUAAAUGAUGAAAGGUGGUUGACCAUUUAAGGAAGAGGUGCACGCGGCAUGGUGCUUUUUGACCUUGUGCUGGUUAUAACUGGACUGGGUGAAAAAAAAACAGGCAUUUUGCCAAUAAUGGGAACAGACAGACUGUGAGGGAGAUGAUGAUGCCGAUGACAUACACAGUGACCCAUCUCCUCCAGGAAACUGUAUAUAAAAGUGUCUCUCGGACACUGGCUCCCAUUUUUGUACAGUAGAGUUGACCAGGCCGUUUGGUGAUGACAGUUUGGUGUGCUCAUACUAGUGUUUGAUCAGAGUUCUAUUCAUUGUGCCUUGUGUAUGUAUGUAUGUGUGUGUGUCUUUGUAAGUCUGAGUGAGUGUGUAUUAGAGGGGCAGAACAAUAGAAGAUGAUUGGUUGGAACUCCCUGAGAUCCAACUUAGGAGGGGGAGAUCGUCAGCGAAUAAGAGGAGGGGACACACUUGUGGGGUUUGAUGUGUGUUUCCGUUGUUUAAAGAUAUUCUGAAUGUACAUAAACAAAUGGAAGCUCUUGUUGCGUGAUGCCACAGAGUCUGUGUAUAUAGGAGGGCUCUGCAAUAGAUUACUUUUGGUUUUUGGUACUCUGUGUUGGGGUAUCGGGGCUGGGUCAACAGAUAUUUUUCGUUUAGAGUUACAAAAAAUAUUUGCACACUAUAUUUUGAUUGUUUUUUGUACCAAAGACACAUGCAACGAAAUGGCGACCAGCCAGUUAAAGUAAGGUUUUGCACAGCUUACCUGACGCCGUAUUGAAUGUAAGAAAUGUGGGAGGGUCAGGGAACUUCAGAGAACUGUGAAAAUUAGCUUGGGUCCAAUUCUGUACAGAAAAGGAACAUUUGUUUGUGUUUUGAAAUCUAAAAAUUAACGCCAUCUGUGGGCUUCUCCUGUAGAUUCGUUGCUUCGGAAGCACUUCAUUCCUGAACUGAUUCCUCCCUCCACAUGCUAAGUGUGUUAAUGGCGCUAGAUAGGACAAAAAACCAAGCGCUAGUAGAUAAGCUAUGUUACAUUUUUGCUUGUUUGUCGAUAUGUCACAAACAAUAACCAAAAUGUUCCUGUGUUACUUGUUUGAUUUCUGUCUGUUAGACAAGGUCUAGUUCACAAGCAAAAUAUUAACUGAAUUGUGUUUGACAGUACUGUACAUAGAAGCAUUGAUGAUGUAUCUAUCAAUGGUGAAAUGCCACUUUUCAUGACAAUGAUUCAUUUUUAAGCAUGACACAUUUCUAAAGCCUAUCCUUGCAUUGAGAAAGUUAGAGGAAAAAAAAAAACAAAAAACCAAAAAAAAAAAAAAAAAAUUAUCAUUAUAUUUUUGUAUUUAUAGCUGCCUGCUAAUUUUUCCUUUCCAUUUGGGGCUUUUCACUGGUCAGACAGGGAGAGGUUGAGGAAGAGAAGAGAAUGCUUUUAAAAGCAAAUCCGCUAGUUUGAUCUAAACGCAUUCACUCGAGCCCUCGAUUCUUUCUCGCGAGCUGAGUGAAAUACAGGUAGCCGGGACUGGUUUAUGACACAGUGCAGAGCCGAGCCUUGGAGAACGAGUGGAAUGUCAAGACGCUGACUUUUAGUGAGGUUCAGCAGCACUGCACACUGUCAUGUACAUUUCACAAGCAUUUGUUUUCUUUUGUAAGGACGAAGCCAGCUGAAUUUUAGCAUUUCCUGGGUUUGAUGUAUGGAACCCGCCUGGCCUGACUUUGCCUUCUGCUUUGCAGCUGUCCUAACUGGCCAUAUUAAAGCCCCCCUCAACCCAAAGAAAACUGAAACAAAAGUGCUCCACAAGUUCUUGUUUCCCAGAAAAUGUCAAAAUUCAGCCAGCGAGCGAUUUCAAAGCAAAUCUAAUCAAUGAUAACAGUCAGCAGUUGAAUUCAGGAUAUUUAAGGUGCUGAAAGUUUCCUUUAGAGAAGUGAUGUCAAACGAUGAUGAGGUUUUGGCUUGUAGGUCUAUAUUCAGUUUCAUCCGUUCCAUCCAAAAAGGGAGUAAUGGUGCUUUUUCAGGAAGUAGAAUGACGAGUAUCCAUGAUUCAUAUUUAACUUCUUUGCCUAGUUGUAGCCUAAUGACUCGCUCUCCCCUACCGUCCAUAGCUAUUUUCUUAGUCAUUCAUUUUGGUAAAUAAACUUUGAAUUCAUAUGUAUCUUCUCAAUGUUAGAUAUAUCAUAUAGAUUACUUUAUCUUAUAUGUUUAAAAAAACAAAAGCACUUUGUCCAAAAAAGAAAGAAAAAAACAAAAAAAAAAAAAGAAAAGCAUUUUUUUUCUUCCAUUUGCUGCUAAAUGGCCUCGUGUGAAUGCUGCAAGUGUACUUGACGACUACUUGCUUGGAUAAGUCUAUUAUCUGACACGGCUAGGUCUAUGAACUAGCAAGGGGGCAGGUGUGUGGCCUGACAAGGGUUAGAGCUACAAAUGUCUGUAGCCGUGGGAUGAGAAGUAUUGCGUGGGAGCGUAUCAUUGCUUGGCUUUGGGAAGCCCAGUGUCUGACGGGAGAGGUCUAUUUCCUGGUCAGGGACGGUGCGCUGGUAUGUUUGUGGUCUUAAACAAAACGAGAAAAAAACAAAACGUAUUAAAAAAAAAGAAAAAAAAAGAGGGUUUUGAUUCCAGGGCCCCUACGUUGAUCCUGACGCCGACCCCCUCGGCGUCAUGAUUCAUUUGCCUUCAGUAGAGGUUUCCUAUGGAAAAACAGAUUCUGCUUUGGCUUCCUCUUCAGGGUGAUGUACAGUGUAGACACAUUUCCUCAGAGAGCUAUAUUGUUAUCAUUUGUAAACUGAUUUCUACUUGUGACUUAAUGAGGAGGGGUUUAGCCUGGGGCGGCCGGGGAGGAUCGCGCUUGAAAGAUGCUGUCCCCGGCCGCCCUGGGGGAAGUUACUAUAUCACUGUACUGUAUGGCAAGCCAAUUACAAAUGGAGACUCAAUCCGGACACUUAUUGCCUUCUGAAACGACUUUUCACAUCCACAAAAACAAGAAAUAACAAUAUGGCAGACAUGUUUGUAGCUAAUGGGCACGCCCGGGGGUUUCUGACAUGGAUCUGCCAGCUCGGUAAACAACAACCGCAACAAACAAAACCAUUCAGCCUGAUUGGCUCAAAACAACCUUGACUCGAGUAGCGGG
Messenger RNA from Menidia menidia (Atlantic silverside), 6492 nucleotides. Lineage: Eukaryota; Metazoa; Chordata; Actinopteri; Atheriniformes; Atherinopsidae. The record is from the annotation of a GenBank genome assembly.